AUGACUGAACCAGCGCCCAAUCCCGACCGUAUUCCUACCGAGCUACAUUUUGAACAUCAGAAAGUUCUUCACAUAAUCAAAAUUAUGAAUUCACUCAAUCUAACACCGAAGAAAUUUUUGAGUGCAUUUCUCAACAACGAUGAUGCGGACGUCAAAACUCGCCGAGCGCUGUGGGUAUCCCCCGAAGGCCGAUUUGGUGGUUUACUAUCAGCCGAACGCGCCACUGAGCUACCUAGUCACUAG
Messenger RNA from Puccinia triticina, 243 nucleotides. RefSeq lists its product as uncharacterized. The coding region runs from base 1 to 243 and encodes 80 amino acids. The transcript has a single exon. The record is from RefSeq and is a predicted model, not a curated record. Lineage: Eukaryota; Fungi; Basidiomycota; Pucciniomycetes; Pucciniales; Pucciniaceae.